Messenger RNA from Ciona intestinalis (vase tunicate), 6658 nucleotides. The record is from RefSeq and is a predicted model, not a curated record. Lineage: Eukaryota; Metazoa; Chordata; Ascidiacea; Phlebobranchia; Cionidae.
AGUUUGUAUUUUUUUGUCGCGGAAUGCAGACGGUUAGUCAUUUACAACCACCUAUAAGUAAGUGUGUUUGGUAGACGAGUAGUUAGCGCUUAAACGAAGUUAGCAUGUGACAGUAGGCAGCACACUUUGGGUAAAAUGUUAAAACAUUACUCUUUGUGUCAAGUUGAAACGCACCGUGUUUUGUGUUGUUUGUUUUUAUUCUAACGACAAUAAUAACUUGUCUUCUGACUAGGUUCACCGGUCAGAGCAAUUUAGGCAAUUUUCUGAUUCUUUCUCUUGUCGCGGUCGAGCUCCAUUUUUGAAUACCAGAACGAGAAACAGUGGAUUUAUUUCUCCCGGGACUACAUUCCGAAACUAAAGGACGCAGACGAAAGCAAUCCGGGGCAGAAAAUGCAAUUACUAUAACAACAUAUUCAUGAACUCGUGUCUCCAACCAGGAUUCAAGUUCGUUCUCGUGGAUUUAAAACUUGAUGGAACGAGAAUUAACUCGUCUACAAAAGAAAUUCUAAACUCAAUAGAAAAUUCUAUCUCAAACUGCUUAAAAAGUGAUAACUCUUUAAAAAUGAAUAUUAAGAAGAUUGUUUUCGUCUUCUGCAUCCAGAUAUUUAUUGCCGGUAAAACAGUAUUCGGAUUACCUGAUCCCGACCCAUCAGACAACGCCCCUCAGCCAUUGCCACAACCCCUGGCCCGUCGCAGCUCCGGUUUAAACAAUAAAGCGACCCCACCACGAAUAACAGAGGAGCCUGCCAAUGCCAUCGUUGAUGAUACGGAAGUCACUGUGCGACUUUACUGCCGAGCAACUGGAUUCCCCGACCCCACCAUAAGAUGGCUGAAAGAUGGCCAGCCUUUGGACAGCCAAAGUGUUCGCGGGAUCAUAAAACUUGCACCCGGAGAACUUAUGUUCCUAAAUGUCCGACAUAGAGGCGAAGAUGCCAAUACUGGGACUUAUCAAUGCAUUGCUGUGAAUAGUGCCGGAGAAGCUCGAAGCUCAAACGUAACUGUCCAGAUGGCAAGCAUCGGUGAAGAUUUUGUUCGAAAUCCGGAUGACAUGGUCGCGGCAUCCGGUACCAAGGUGACUCUUGUCUGUGAGGGUCCUUCAGGAGUCCCAGAGCCCACCAUCACUUGGAGGAAAGAGAUGGUACCAGUUUCAACAAACAGCAGGCGACAGAUUCUCAAUGGAAAUCUUGUCAUACAACGAGCCGAGAAGUCAGAUUCUGGUUCGUAUGAGUGCGUUGCAUCAAACAGUGCUGGGGAAAGAGUAAGCACUGCUGCCAUACUGCGUAUUCAAGCUAAACCAGAGUUUACCCUCGUACCAACUAGCCAGGAAGCUGUUUCCGGUCAAACGGUGGAGCUAGAGUGCCAAGUAAAAGGAGAUCCUCGACCCAGGAUAAGAUGGUCGAAAGAUGGAGGGAGUCUUCCAUCACAAAGCAGAGUCGUGCCUCUAAGUAACGGUAACUUACGAAUCACUUCUGUUCAAGCAAGCGACAGUGGGGAGUAUGUGUGCACUGCCGAGAACCAAGUCGGUUCCGAUUCAAGAUCAGCGAUAAUCAACGUACAAGUUGAACCAGUGUUUAGCCGCGUGUCGCCCGACACCACUGUCGAAGUUGGCGAAUCAGUCACUCUGCUGUGCCGAGCAUCGGGCAAUCCACUUCCCACCGUGUUCUGGAGAGAUCUAAACGGAAAUGAAAUGUUUCUUGGGCGAUCGUACCAGGACGGCCACGUGCAAGUGACGACGGACGGUGACCUAAUAAUUCGCAGUAUCAGGUUCGAAGACGAAGGCCUUUACAAGUGCCAGGCUCUCAGUGGUGUUGGAACGAUUACAACGAAAGUUCAAUUAACUGUACAACCUCGACGAAGUGGCAUUCCCCCACCAAUUAUACAUAGAGGCCCCAGCAACCAAACUGUGGGCAUUGGUACCACUGCAAUAUUGAAGUGUUCUUCAAAUAGCCAACCCAAGCCUACACUACGUUGGUACAAAGAUGGAGAACCGGUUCAAGUCGGUUCAGACCAGAUACGCAAAACCUUAAGCGCGUCAGGAGACCUUCAAAUCUAUAGUGCCGAGAAAUCGGACAGUGGCAAAUACACAUGCAGAGCAGCUAGCGAUUACGGAAUAACGUCUUGGGAUGCUAAACUUUCUGUUCUACCCAGUGGAAGUUUUGUGGCCAGUGUUGCCAGAAACGACGACCUCCCUGGCCAACCUGGACGACCAGCGGUGGUCAAUACAACAUCUCAAACCAUAGCAGUACGUUGGCAACCAAACCAGUACACUGGUGCUUCACCAAUUCAGUUCUCCAUUCUGGAAUAUUAUAGAAUCGGAAGCUCUUCUGCAAGUUGGCAACGAGUGACAGACGUCACAGGUCACGUGGUCGUCCUGCGCCAUUUGGAACCAUCGUCUGAUUACGUCAUAUUAGUGAGAUCUGUCAAUCACCAGGGUGCUAGCGUACCUAGUCAAACUUCACUUCAUAUGAGAACUAAAGAUAUUGUGCAAACGCGGUCUCCUGUUCAAGCCGGUGAGAAUCAAGAAAAGUUGAACGCAGUGCGAGUCACCCUACAACGGGCAGUCCCCAAUCUCCUGCCCGACUCCACUAGCGGCGCUAUGCAGCUGUCCUGGCAAGCCAUGGCGAGCUGCGAUGACGUGGAUGGCUUUAAAAUCUUCGCCAAGCCACUGUCACCCCGUAAUCGUGUCACAUUAAAAGCGACAACCUCCUGUCUAAUGAGAACCCACCAGCUUCAGAAUUUAGUUUCCGGGAUCAAGUACGAGCUUCGCAUACGUCCCUAUAAGGGUCAACUUACUGGUUUUCCAAGCCCCAUUGAGUUUGUUUCUCUGCAAGCUGGGAAAAUCCAGCCAAAAAAGCCGACGUUAUCGGGUGUGCCCGACAACGACCAAAAAUUCAUAACUUUUACGUGGACGUUACCUGAUGAUGUUUUACCGCCCUACGUUACUGGUUAUGCUUUGAACUGCUACUCGUCCAAAGGCGCGAGUUACAGUGAGACGAUCAAACUAAAUACAUCAACGUACGAGUGGACGUUGUCCGCGUUGUCCACCCGAAGUACAUACGUUGCCAGUCUCACGUAUCUCACACCUCUUGGAGAGGGAACGACAAGCGACGAGUAUACUGUCGCUAUCGGAGGGGGAACUACAGCUCAACCCGACGACGAAGGGGGUUUUGUUGGAAUGAUGCAAAAACAGCCAGGUGUGAUUGCCGGCCUUGCAGUUGGUCUGAUCGUCGUGUUGGCAAUUAUUAUAGGAGGCGUGUGUUAUUACCGUCGAAGCAGAAGAACUAAUAAAGGCAGAGGUCUGCACGUUCGUUCCUUCAGCUUUACGCCUCAAUCAGGCCCCCACCGAGUCCAUAGAGACCGUUUCGACGCAUCAAACAGCCAAUACAGCACUGGCUUUCAAAUUACAGCCAUGGGCGCUCCAGAUACCCCCAGUAACAGCGUAACUGGUGACAGAGGAUCCACCAAAGGCUUGGGCAUGGGUACGACGACCAGUUCAGAAAACAGCAGAGCGUAUUUGCAAAGAAGUGCGGUUAACAUUGGUGGGCCAACCAAUGUUACGAAGAACGCUGUCGUCUCCUACAAUACUGGAAACGGGAACAUGAGCGGGGGUUUAGAAAUGAGUCCUUCACCUCAGCCAGCCUUCUCCUACGUAACUGAUCAACUGACGAGCAUGAACAACAUUCAACCCCAGUUCUCCAGCGCCAAUCUCUCAAGGCCCAGCAUUGCUUCCACGCAAUCAAACAUGUCCAACAAUAUCCAACACCGAAUUCAACAGCAGCAACUUCUCCGCCAACGCAGUAGUACAAGUAUUGGAUACACCCCACCCCCCAACGGUGAACCUGAACAGGAUUUUGGGUACAAUGACCCCACCAGCCCCAGUGUUCGCUCUCAAGGGGAAUUACCCCCGCCCCCACCUAGCCCCCCACUUUCACAAAGAACAGCUAUAAGCGAUAGAAGCCGAAGCAGCAGCGGUGUUCAUUCAACCGGUGAAAGGUCAUCUCGAUCGGGUCAAAGGUCACGGCGUGGAACUCGCGCCGCUCGAGUACCAACAGCAUCCGUGGCCCCUGUCAAUCAUCAAUCACCUGUCAAUCAUUCAAACCCUCAGCCGUACUUACCAACUGAUACUGACACUGGAAUCGGAAGUUUACAGCAGACACCUUCUCCAGCUAGCAGAGCAGAAGACAUGCGCCACUCCCCUACCCCACCCACUCCUCCAGUCAGAGGAGCCUCCGCUUUUUCUUACGGACAAGGUCACCCAGCGUUGCAAUUCGACCGUAACCGCGACCCUUCACUAAACCCUGGCUACUUGGCUGGACCUUCUGAAGGUGAUUCCGAAGCUGAGAACGACCAUGUUGGACAACUUAGAGUUCGGACGUUCAGCAAUGAAGCUGAUCCAAGGAACAGCAUGGCUGUUUCCGGGGUCUCAAUGAUGAACGCUUUUGGUUCUGAGUCGGAUGACGGAGACAGAUCAUCGGAGCGAGAUUCACCAGUCUCUGCCCUGUCAGAUGACGAUGGAUCAUUGCAGAUGGAAUCAGCAUCACAGGUCGGACAAAAUUUAAUCCGAGAUGAAUCCCCAAUACGGCCCAACCCUCAGCCGCGUAUAUUUAAACCAAUUCCAACAGAAGUUUCACCGAGUCGACCUUACACACAGCGCUUCCGCAGCAGUGAAGAAGAACCGCUCAUAGAAAAUGAUAACUGUUUGUCGCCCACUAAAAGCAAAAGUGGAAGAAAAACCGGAUCUAAGCCGCGGAGAACAAACAAUAAAAAGAAUUCUGCCGGAAACUUGGCCAGAAUGAACAGCGCGAGCAGCUCUUCGUCGUCGUAUCUUCAUAACACUGGUGACAGUGGCAUGAGUGCGGGGGUCGGCUGUUCUACUGAGCAUAGCAGUCUUAACAGCAACUCCAGUGCAAGUAGUGGUGCUAGUAAAUCUAUUGGGUCAAAAGUUGGCCGAUCAAGAACUGCUGGGAACCUUUCGUCUUAUGACGCAACACCCACGAACGAAGGCGACGGACUCGUUGAAGUUGAUUUUAAACGGGGUGUCCGAGUUCACGACGGAAAUUAUUCAACACCGGUGUCACCCACCACCAGCGGCGUGUCGGAGCAGAGCGGCUACGUCAGCACGGCUUCAAGCUGUUGGCAGUUCCAGCAAGAACCUCAAUCCCCCACAAAACACAACACACCCAGACGACCUCCAAGAAUGGGAACUGGAAAGCGGUUGGCGAUUGCCAGCCCACAGCGCCCAAAUGAUUUUGCCGAUCGCAGCAUCAAGUCCCCGGGACACUAUAUGAAAAGCCCUGAUCGAAACACUGCCUAUCACGAUUACGAUGAUGUCACUCCUACCCGGAACGCUCUGGAUGACGGAAAUGAUCAGUUUCAUUCAGGUCGAGGUGCGUUCAUCGUCGGCAAAUUGGGUCGAGAAUUACCGCAGGAAUUAUCCGAUGUUCCCGAGGUAUCGACGUCAGAUUUUUGCGAAGAUUAUAGCGACCAAAGUCAAUAGUCUUGCGGAGACUGCAAAACUGAUUCUAUUUUUCUUUGGAAAAUGGAUAGAUACAGAUGGAACGAAACACGUUCCGCGAGCAAACUGUACCGCAAGGUCCCCACAAGAUUAAAGUCGAUGGUAACGGACACGGCCGUGCAAUUACCUAAAUAAGGCUGUGUAUUCAUUGCAAAAGGAAAAAGUUUCACGUUCGAAACUUAAUGCCCCAAAGUCGCCUUGCUGCUACCCACCUAUUACCCAAAGCAGGGCGUUGAAUUUUUUAAUUUGAUUUUUUUCUUUUGUAUCAGAGUUUGCUGUUUCAACGUCGCGAGUUCCAUUGUGUGUUGAGUAUAUUGUUUCUAUGUUUUUGCUUCACUCCAUGCCGCUGUAGACAAAUCCUUUUGCAGAAAAACACUUCAUUUGAUGCUUUUGUCCAAAUUAGCUGUCCUGCACUGCAAGGGUGAGGUCGCAGCACGGCUUGCCACGCCUUGAAACGUGGUAUUACGGCCAGGGUUGGCCCAUUACCCGAAAUCAUCUUCCGUUGCUAUGAUUGUAAAAUUCGGAUGCACAAGAUGGUUACUAUAGGUAGCUAUAUCCAUUUACAGAAAACUCCAACUUAAAACCUUUUCUGAUACGACAUCAUAAGUCGUUUUGACGAAUGGCGAGUUUAUGUUUCUAUUUUAAUUCUAGCUGCAAAGUACUGCAACUGCUGUUUUUCGCUUCAACUGCCGAUAGAAUUCCGUUGAAUUGUGCUUACUUAGCCGCGAUUCGACAGAUAGCCGCUCGAAUCACUUUAACUAUAUUCUGCAUGGCUUUAACUGUACACAUGCUCAUUUUCUCAAUCGUUGACUUGUACUUAUAGAUCGCCUUGGUUAGACAAAGCACAACUUUGACCGACGACGUACAUAUUACUAACUGUGUGACUGCUCUUACUUAGGUGUUGCCUACUAUUGAGCAAUCUUUUUGUUUUCCGGCCUUCUCAUGCCAAUGAAAUAUUUGCAGUGUUUGCAAGCGUUUCUUAUAAUACGGAAUUCGUCCGUAGUUUGAAUACGCAGGACUCUUGAGGGUCGCAGUUAACUUUCAUUUCCGUGUCGUUUAUAUUUAUUUGUAAAUGUAGAUUUCUUUUUAUGAAGCAUCCACUUUGCCGAACGUUUUUUCUGUUCAAUAAACUACAAGCGAUAA